AUGUUCUUAAAGAAGUGCUGUUUUUUCUUGCCUUUAAGCGUGGGUUGCAUGAUCAUUGGAGGGAUCUUCACGGGCUUCCACGUUGGGGAGCUGAUAACCCAUAAGGGUGAUUCGGUAUUUAUUAGGAACACGGGAGACAAAUGGUGGGCCCCCGUCAUAUUGUGUCCGAUCCUGGUGUUUGGAACCCUGAGCUCCAUACUUCUGAUCUACGCGGCUUCCCAGCGCAAGCGUGGUUAUGUCCUUCUCUGGUUGAUCAUAUAUGUAUUCAUACUCGCCCUGUACAUUACAUUGGCCAUUAUCCAGCUGGCAAGGCAGAAACCUGCACCGAUUAUGAUCAGCGUUCAGGCUAUUAUAAUAGUUGGUCUUGUCUACUCCCUGCUGAUAGUGUAUGCAUUUUACAAAUAUCUCAGCAGUGUGGAGUCUGAUGAUUCAAUCUAG
Messenger RNA from Drosophila takahashii, 438 nucleotides. RefSeq lists its product as uncharacterized. NCBI's taxonomy places the organism in Eukaryota, Metazoa, Arthropoda, Insecta, Diptera, Drosophilidae. The record is from RefSeq and is a predicted model, not a curated record.